CAAGAUAUCCAGCCUAACUUAAUAAGACCCCUUGUGACCGAAGAGGUGAUGCUUUGUGACCAUAUCUUAGACCUUGACUGGCGAGGAUUUCCAGUACGCCUCUCUACUGUUAAAGGCCUGGCUAAUUCCUUGCCAGCUACUCGCAACUAUAAGCCUGUUAGCCAAAACUAG
Molecule: messenger RNA, 171 nt
Organism: Bipolaris sorokiniana ND90Pr
Lineage: Eukaryota; Fungi; Ascomycota; Dothideomycetes; Pleosporales; Pleosporaceae
Exons: 1
Source: RefSeq, a predicted model, not a curated record